UCAAAGCUUCCACAUCUGCUCCUGCUCCUGCUCACGGGGGGAACUUUGGAUCUUCCGUUUCGGCUUCCCGUCUCGUCCUUGCCUCGACUUCAUUCGUGUCCUUCUUUUCGGCAUCCAUUCUUAUCUUCAUUUCCAACCCAACCCGUCGCGUCCGACCUCUCUGUCUCAUUAUCUAGCAUCACCAUAAGCAUCUCGCCUCUCACUUUGCCCUUGCAUCCGCCUCGCAUUCGCCCCCGGACACUUUUCCGUGACAUCAUUAGGGGGAGCCGCUGCAGCUGCAUCCUCAUCUCUCUCUCAACUCAAUCCAGAAAAACCGCCUGUCUGCCAUCAUCGACAAAGGCAGUGCAAAGCCCGAGCAUCCGCCUCGUUGCGAGCCGUCCUCUCCCGCCGAUCCCUCCCCUCCUCCCGCUUCACGCUUUUGCGUCGAACCCCGUCAAUACCGCCAAGCUGUCUUCCCCAAUCUUACUUCAGCGCACCGUCUCCUACGACGCGGGUACCAAACCUCCGCGCCGGGGCAGCAUCUACCUCAACAUGCCCGACCGAAACACGGCGGCCGGCGCUCGGAGGAGAAGGUCUAGCAGCAUCCUCCAGGUCUACCAUGAGCCUCCCGAGACUCUCGAGCAGAUUAGCGACCAGGCUUCCCUCCCUAACCUCAACGCCAACUGGACCAACGCCAAAGGUGCCUGGACUAUCCACAUUGUCCUGAUCGCUUGCUGCAAAAUUAUCUACGAUGCUCUCCCUGGCGUCUCCCAAGAGACCUCGUGGACACUGACCAACAUGACCUACAUGUUUGGCUCCUACAUCAUGUUCCACCACGUCCGUGGCGUUCCUUUCGACUUCAACAGCGGCGCCUUUGACAACCUCAACAUGUGGGAGCAAAUCGACAAUGGCGCCCAGUACACGCCUACCAAAAAAUUCCUUUUGGGCGUUCCCAUUGCCUUGUUCCUCGUCAGCACUCAUUACACACAUUACGACUUGACCUAUUUCAUUAUUAACUUGCUUGCUGUCUUGGGUGUUGUCAUUCCCAAGUUGCCAGUCAUCGGAUGCGAUUCGGGCUCUUCUCAGGUGUUCCGGAGGAUUAGGAAACGGAUGAGGAAGCACAAUGACUACUACUACGGACCGAACUUGCUCGACUGGCGUCAGGGGCGUUAG
Fusarium keratoplasticum is the source of this 1152-nucleotide messenger RNA. RefSeq lists its product as uncharacterized. Lineage: Eukaryota; Fungi; Ascomycota; Sordariomycetes; Hypocreales; Nectriaceae. The record is from RefSeq and is a predicted model, not a curated record. Bases 532 to 1152 code for a protein of 206 amino acids. Gene Ontology annotation, cellular component: endoplasmic reticulum membrane. Gene Ontology annotation, biological process: intracellular sphingolipid homeostasis; negative regulation of ceramide biosynthetic process; ceramide metabolic process. The transcript is spliced from 3 exons.